Amborella trichopoda is the source of this 279-nucleotide messenger RNA. Lineage: Eukaryota; Viridiplantae; Streptophyta; Magnoliopsida; Amborellales; Amborellaceae. The record is from the annotation of a RefSeq genome assembly.
AUGUCACGUUCACUUAAAAAAAAUCCUUUUGUAGCUAAUAAUUUAUUAUUAAAAAUUCAUAAGCUUAACACGAGGGAGGAAAAAGAAAUUAUAGUAACUUGGUCCCGGGCAUCUACCAUUAUACCCACUAUGAUUGGUCAUACAAUUGCUAUUCAUAAUGGAAAAGAGCAUUUACCUGUUUAUGUAACAGAUCGUAUGGUAGGUCACAAAUUGGGAGAAUUUGCACCUACUCUUACUUUCCAGGGACAUGCGAGAAACGAUAGUAAAUUUCGUCGUUAA